AUGACAUCCUCAUCAUCCUCUAACUCUGCUCCAGCCUCUUCUUCCCAGUCAUGGAAAUAUGAUGAUGAUGAAGCACUUCCCCGUGGUAAUUCCAUAGGUCCAUCUUUGUUCAAGGGUAUCGAAGAAUCACAUAUUGCUGUUAUAGUAUUCUCCAAAAACUAUGCAAAUUCUUCGUGGUGUUUGGAUGAGCUUGCAUAUAUUAUGAGAUGCAGGAUUGAGAUUGGGCUAAUCGUUAUGCCCAUAUUCUAUGACGUGGAUCCUUCACAAGUUCGACAACUAAGGAAUUUCGAAGAAGCAUUUGCCAAAAAAGAGGCGAAGAACGUCACCAAAGCUGAAUUGUGGAGAAAAGCACUUUUUGAUGCAAGUAAAAUUGCUGGAUGGGAACCCAAGCACAUUGCCAAUGGGUAA
Molecule: messenger RNA, 408 nt
Organism: Erigeron canadensis
Lineage: Eukaryota; Viridiplantae; Streptophyta; Magnoliopsida; Asterales; Asteraceae
Product: disease resistance-like protein DSC2
Exons: 2
Coding region: 1-408 (135 amino acids)
Biological process (GO): signal transduction
Source: RefSeq, a predicted model, not a curated record